This is a messenger RNA of Melanotaenia boesemani (Boeseman's rainbowfish), 2135 nucleotides long. Its product is annotated as serine/threonine-protein kinase SBK1. The record is from RefSeq and is a predicted model, not a curated record. NCBI's taxonomy places the organism in Eukaryota, Metazoa, Chordata, Actinopteri, Atheriniformes, Melanotaeniidae. Bases 147 to 1106 code for a protein of 319 amino acids. The transcript is spliced from 4 exons. Gene Ontology annotation, molecular function: ATP binding; protein serine/threonine kinase activity. Gene Ontology annotation, biological process: peptidyl-serine phosphorylation; peptidyl-threonine phosphorylation.
AGGACUGACGGGACCGACAUCCAGUCUGCAUAUUGAUUACCUGCAUUUUGUAAUGCUGGUGUGAGUGUGUGUGAGAGUUUUUUUGUGUUAGGACUGUUUGUUACUAAGUCUCCAGUAACUGUGUUGGGAUACAGUGUUAAAAAAAGAUGAUUGAGCUGGAUCUUGCUGAUGGCAGCCUGAUCGAUGAGUUGAUGGAGCUGACGGCUCAGAGUAUCAGCAACCUGGAGAUCCAGGAACGUUUCAACAUCAUCAAGGAGAUUGGCCGGGGGAAAUACGGCAGAGUACUCCUUGUUACGCAUCGCUUCAGAGGGACUCCCAUGGCCUUGAAAGUGAUGCCUAAAGCCUCAACUAAGCUGCAGGGCUUUCUGCGUGAGUACUGCAUCUCCUUACACCUGUCCUGCCACCCCUGCAUUGUGGGCCUCUUCGGCAUUGCUUUCCAAUCUAAAGAACACUACUGCUUUGCCCAGGAGCUUGUCAUUGGGAGAGACCUCUUUGCUGUCAUCCAGCCAAAGGUGGGUAUCCCAGAAUCCUCUGUAAAACGUUGCGUCCUCCAGAUUACCAGUGCUUUGGAGUUCAUUCACAGCCAUGGCUUGGUGCAUCGUGAUGUCAAGCCUGAAAACAUCCUUCUGCUGGACAGUCACUGCUGUCAGGUCAAGCUAGCAGACUUUGGGCUAGCACAGAAGAGAGGCACCUUCAUACGCUUCAUCACAGGAACCCUGCCCUACAUGGCCCCAGAACUUUGCACAAUGGCCCUGCUUGAUGGCCAAAAAGAAGUGACUGCUCCACCUUUGAGUGUGGAGCCCAGCCUGGACACCUGGGCAUUUGGAGUGGUUAUCUUCUGCAUCCUCACUGGCUACUUCCCCUGGGAACGUUGCAUGGGUUCAGAUGACUUCUACCAGGAGUUUGCAGACUGGUGCAGAAGGGAGGAAAGACCAUAUGAUGAGGAGGACAUUCCUCCUUUGUGGAGAAGGUUCACACCUGAAGCCAUGGAGAUGUUUAGUAAGCUUCUAGCUCUGGAUGCUGGAAAGAGGUGUACGGUGGGGGAGGUUAGAGCAUUUGUGGAGAAGGGCUGGUUGAAGAAGGAACAUGGCAACCGAGAUCAGUAGAGAGCAGGGUGAGGGAAGGUUUUUGCUUCUAGGGAUGAUUAGAGGUAUAGAGAGGUAGACAAACAGCCUAACAACACUAAGAAUAAGUGACACAGACCUUAAACUGACUUUGACCUAGUAUUCAUUUUGCAGUUUUAAAACAUGACAAUUUGACAGGGUCAGUAGUAAAAGGGAGAAUAUAGAUCCUUUAUUUAGUGCAAAUGUAACAAAGAUAAAAUAUAGAUUAAGUAAAAUUUAGAAAUACAAAAUAUAAAAAGGUUUUGUCCCCAAAAACGUAAAAAAAUACAGAAUAAAAUCUUCCUUGUAUUUAACUCAUUGCCAUUAUUACACAGUGCCUGCAUUUCUAGCCAUUUUCCAAUUCACUUAUCUUUUUACCACUUUCUACUCACAUGCAAAUGUUGGCCACAUGAACCAACAAACAUUUGCAGGUCAAUGGUUUCAAUACUUAAUGAUGGUAAAUGGUCCGUAUUUAUAUUUAUAUUACUUUAUAUAUAUAUAUAUAUAUAUAUAUAUAUAUAUAUAUAUAUAUAUUGGCUAGCCAAAAGAAGAAGAAAAAAACCUUACAUGUAGGUUUUUGAAGCUAGCUCAUAAGUUUAGGUAAAAUAUUUCCCUAGUUAAAUCCAGCUUAUAACUCUUUCCUUUUUUUAUUUUUUCAUUUUUUUAUAUUUUGGCCAGGCAGUGCAUCUUUUAUAAAUGCCUGGUUCAAUUUAUGCAAUUUCCUAUAUAAUUCUAGUUUAGUCUGGAUAAUGCAACAGUAUGAGAAUAUGACCCAGAGAAAAUGUGAUACAAGAGUGUGUUACAUCAGGGGGGUCAUUUUGCCAACCUGCGGAUGCAACACUAAAAAGAUUUUUUUUUUCCCCCUUUGAAUCCUUUUAUCAUAUAGAAGGAGACAAAGCUUCAGUAAAUAAUGAAUUGAUAUACAUGUGAGAUUACGUCUGGCUUAUAUUUCAAAUAAAUUAUGUCAAAUGCUUACUAGCUUAAAACAUUCACUUAUCAGCUAACAUAACAAAAUUGAUUAAUUUGUUAAAA